CUCACUGUUUCUUGAUCUCUUUCGCGGAUUUCUUGACGAAAUUCCCUUGCCUUUGCAUAUUCACCAUUCCCUCUUUCCUUCCACACUCUCUCAAAUACAACCAUGGCCCAAAUACGGGGCACCGCGGGCUACAACUUCGGCCACCAGAACCCCUUCGGCGGGCCCGGGCGGGCUGAUGCCACCAGCGACCCGAGUCCUCUCGACGCGAUCCGCGAGCAGACAAGCAAGAUUGAAGACUGGCUAGAUACCAUCUCGGAUCCCAUCAAACCCUAUCUCCCGGCCAUCGGCCGAUUCCUCAUCGUCGUCACCUUCAUCGAGGACACGAUUCGCAUCCUCACACAAUGGAGCGACCAGCUGUUAUACCUGCGUGACAUGCGAAAGAUCCCCUGGGGAAUCUCGCACACCUUCCUCAUCGUCAACGUGAUCGCCAUGUCCGUGUGCUCUGUGCUCGUGAUUGCCCGCAAGCGCAGCGAGAUCGCCGUCGCAGGCCUGCUGGGCGUGGUCAUCACGCAGGGACUGGGCUACGGCCUCAUCUUCGACCUGAACUUCUUCCUGCGCAACCUGAGCGUCGUGGGUGGCCUGCUCAUGGUCCUCUCCGACAGCUGGGUGAGCAAGAAGUUCGUCCCCGCGGGCCUGCCCCAGCUCGACGAGAAGGACCGCAAGAUGUACGUCCAGUUCGCCGGGCGCGUCCUCCUCAUCUUCCUCUUCAUCGGCUUCGUCUUCUCCGGCCAGUGGAGCCUGUGGCGCGUCAUCGUCAGCCUUUUCGGCUUCGUCGCCUGCGUCAUGGUCAUCGUCGGCUUCAAGGCUAAAUGGAGCGCCAUCAUUCUCGUCGUCUUGCUGUCCGUCUUCAACGUCCUUGUCAACAACUUCUGGACCCUCCACGAACGCCACCCGAAUAAGGACUUUGCCAAAUACGAUUUCUUUCAGAUUCUUUCCAUCGUCGGCGGUCUCCUCCUUCUCGUCAACAUGGGCCCUGGCCAGCUCAGCAUGGACGAGAAGAAAAAAGUCUACUAAUUCUUCAAGUCUGUCUCCAGCCUCGUUCUGUUCAUGUCACGUCUGUCUCAUUUAAAAUCUUCCGACACGUUCCUCACAUCUAUCCAGCUUUCCCCCCUC
This is a messenger RNA of Penicilliopsis zonata CBS 506.65, 1113 nucleotides long. RefSeq lists its product as hypothetical. Gene Ontology annotation, cellular component: endoplasmic reticulum; endoplasmic reticulum-Golgi intermediate compartment; membrane. Gene Ontology annotation, biological process: Golgi organization. Bases 103 to 1014 code for a protein of 303 amino acids. Lineage: Eukaryota; Fungi; Ascomycota; Eurotiomycetes; Eurotiales; Aspergillaceae. The transcript is spliced from 5 exons. The record is from RefSeq and is a predicted model, not a curated record.